CGCGGGCAGCGCUGGACGAGGCAGACCGGGCCUUCAUUGCGCAGUAUCCGCUGCCCGACCACCGGCUGGUCAACAUCUACAUAAACCAGCGUAAGUCUGAUGAGCUCGAGCAGUAGUGAGUGAGUGAGUGAGGGCAGUGUGCUGACGGGCGCAGAGCUGAUCAAGCUGGGCAAGCGGAUGAACACGCGGCAGCAGGCUCUAGCAACAGCUCAAGUAUAUGUGAAACGCUUCUUCACGAAGGUCAGCAUCCGGCGGACAAACCCCUAUCUGCUGCUCACGACGGCCUUCUACCUUGCGUGCAAGACGGAGGAGUGUCCGCAGCAUAUCAAGUAUGUCGUCUCAGAGGCUAGAGGACUAUGGCCGGAAUUCAUACUAAGCGACAGUGCAAAGGUCGGAGAGUGCGAGUUCUGGCUCAUCAGCGAGCUCAACUCGCAGCUGAUUGUGCACCACCCGUACCGAACACUAUCGGACUUUUCGUCGACGCUGACCAACACGGCGAGCUCGGGGCUGACGCUGAGCUCCGACGAGAUCGCGCUGGCCUGGUCGGUGGUGAACGACAGCUACCUGACGGACCUGCCGCUGCUCCAGCCACCGCACGUCAUUGCCGUGAUGGCGGUGUUUGUGGCUGUGGUGUUCAAGCCGGGAACGAGCAGCGCCAGCACCAGUACAGGGGCAGUAGGCCCAGGCACCCUCACCAGCGCUAGCACCAGCACCAGUACUGGCACUGGCACCGGUCCAGGAACAGGCACGACAAGUUCUGCCGGGAUGGCGGCGGGCAUACGAGAAGGGAUGGGCGACGGGGGCCGGGUGCAGAAGGUCGUCGAGUGGCUGGCGGGCAGCGAGGUGUCGAUCGAGGCCGUGGUGGACUGCACGCAGGAGAUGGUGGCGCUGUAUGAGGUGUGGGAGGGCUACGGGGAGAAGGGCCUGCGCGAGGCGAUAGGCCGCUACGUGCGGGGGAGGUUUCUCGACAAGUAG
Trichophyton rubrum CBS 118892 is the source of this 975-nucleotide messenger RNA. RefSeq lists its product as uncharacterized. Gene Ontology annotation, molecular function: cyclin-dependent protein serine/threonine kinase regulator activity. The coding region runs from base 178 to 975 and encodes 265 amino acids. Gene Ontology annotation, cellular component: mediator complex; nucleus. The record is from RefSeq and is a predicted model, not a curated record. Gene Ontology annotation, biological process: positive regulation of transcription by RNA polymerase II. The transcript is spliced from 2 exons. Lineage: Eukaryota; Fungi; Ascomycota; Eurotiomycetes; Onygenales; Arthrodermataceae.